AUACGGUGGAUGCAUUUCUAUUUAGCAUCAGAAUAGGAAUGAAAAUAGACACAAGCAAAGCAAAACAAUGUUUUAAAUUGAAAUCGACAUCUGUCGGUGCUGAUAUUUCUUCGAUUAAUUUCUUUGAAGACGUGAUGAAAUCAGGCAAGCAUCCAACACUGGGAAAAACCAUAUUUUUUCAUGAAACAUCAUGUUCAACUAAUAACUUGGUGCAUUUAAACGCAAGGCAAGCGUGUGCAAUUGAAUCGGCUGCAUUACUAAAUCCAAACUGGGAUGUAUUUGUGAUGUUUGCAUCGCCCGUAGGUUGUGUUUUAAAUGAAACAACUGCAAGGCCCCCAAUUAUAUCCGCUUUAGAAUCAUAUGCGAACAUAAAUUUUCGCAACAUAAAUUUAUGGACUUACGCAGCGAACACACCGUUGGAACAUUGGUUUUUAAGUGACAAAUUAUUUUUUUCUGAAUAUUUAAACUCGCAUGUCUCCGAUUUUCUAAGGUAUGUUUCAUUAUAUAAAUUCGGAGGCUUAUAUCUCGAUCUCGACGUAAUUGUUCAAAAAACAAUUGAAAACAUGAACGCAAAUUAUGCGGGCGCUGAAUCUGAGAAUUUUGUUGCGGCUGGCGUGAUUAACUUUGAGCAUGAUGGAAUAGGACAUGAAAUCGCUGAUAUGUGUGUGAGAGAAUUUUAUGAAAAUUUUCGCUACAAUGAUUGGGGAUUUAAUGGCCCUGGAGUAAUUACCAGAACGCUUAAGAAAAUUUGCCACGUUGAUGAACCACUUAAAAUGAGCCCUCAAAAAUGUCUAGGAUUUAAAGUCUACGCCCCUAAUACUUUCUAUGCUGUACCUUGGCCAAAAUGGGAUUUAUUUUUCGACGUUGAUAAAUUGAACCAAACCAUUGAAAUGACAAAAAAUUCAAUUGCGAUUCAUGUGUGGAACAAGCACUCAAGCAAACGAAGGCUCAAAGUUGGCACAAAGGCUGCAUACGGCUUAAUAGCAGAGAAAAAUUGCCCAAAGGUGUACGUGUCGUCGGGGGAAUAUUUUUAAAUCAAUAAAAUCUAUGUGAUCUGUAUUAUUAUUAACAUGAAUGUCAGAUUGAUGCAUUGUUUAAUGCCAAAAAUAUCACCAUAUCAAAACGAUUUUUUUCAUAAAUAUUAUACAAUAAAAAGUAUUGGACUGUAUGAAUGUUACUAUUUACUAAGUGAAAACACAAAAGCACAGAUAUGAAACUAUUCGAUUUUAUUACAAAUUAGAUGGGAUAAUGUCAAGUAAAAUUAAAUCGGACAAUGAAAUACAAAGCUGUUUCUGCUAUUGGCCAUCGUUUUCUCAUAAGUCAAUUUCAACAUCGCUUUGAUUAUCAGACGACUCUUCAUCGGAAAAUGAAUGCUUUAUCAAAUCUUCACCAAUCAGAGAAUAUGAAUCAGAAGGCAGCGUGUGUAAGGCCAAGUCUGUUGUCGGCGCUGAAUUAUUCAGAAUAGAAGGUUCAUCCUGCAUUAUAAUAGUUGGCAAAGUUGUACUAAUAUCGGGCAUAUGUGUAGUAGUAUAAACAUUUACAACUGAAAUUGUGAAAAUUACAUUUAUUGAAAAGAUUCAUCAAAAGAAAAGACAAUUUUUCGUAAUAGUUACCCUGAAUGUUAUCAUCUAGAUCAUUGGAAAUAUACUCGAUGGUUUCAUUUGUUCGAGAAAGUUGUGGAUUUACGGUCGCUGACAUUAUUUGACGACUACUUCCGGGAAUAACAUUUGGAAUUGACAAUAUUUCUUGCUUUAUUUUGGGUACUGUUGGUGUACAUGCAGUACUUAUCGGAACAUCUAUGUGGCUCUUCUCGAAAGGUUGAUUCUUCAUUUGUACUAAACAGGUUAGUU
Contarinia nasturtii (swede midge) is the source of this 1850-nucleotide messenger RNA. RefSeq names its product lactosylceramide 4-alpha-galactosyltransferase-like. The record is from RefSeq and is a predicted model, not a curated record. The transcript is spliced from 12 exons. Gene Ontology annotation, molecular function: alpha-1,4-N-acetylgalactosaminyltransferase activity. The coding region runs from base 39 to 1034 and encodes 331 amino acids. Gene Ontology annotation, biological process: glycosphingolipid biosynthetic process. NCBI's taxonomy places the organism in Eukaryota, Metazoa, Arthropoda, Insecta, Diptera, Cecidomyiidae.